UGCUAUGACAACGCGUCCUUCCUGGAGAGCGGUCUCCAUGGCGACCGGCUCUUCCGGGAAGGGUCGCCGUUUUCCCUUUCCUCGCUUCGCUCUCUGUCAUCGGGAAACGCUCCGUCGCAGCCUGUCGAAGACCGCUUUCGUUCGCGGCCGGAUUUAGGCGGGAACUCGGUAGGGUGGAGGCCUGAGAGGUGGCGGCUGUCAGAGGAAGCAGAGCGCUCGGCUUUUCCCGGCUGUUUCCGGAUCGGUUCGCCUCUCCCCGCUUUGACUUCGGGGGCUUCUUUGUCUCGCUUUCCGAUGUCGGGCGAACCGGCCGCUCCUGAGGAUACCCGGUUCAAAGCCUCCGCGCUCGGAGGCCUGGAAAGCGGAGGCAGCGGGGACCGUUGCUGCCUUAGCGGGGCCGAAGAUCAAGAGAAGCGUGUGGCGGCGGUGCCGCCGCUUCCGCCUCCACCAGAAAAUGAAGAUUCAACUAAAAAAUCACUCCAAGAAGCUAUUAUUUCAGAAAAGGAUAUAUUACCAUGCAGGCUGCAGAAUGGAUCGCCUGUAAAUUCAGAUACUACAAAGGAUCCUGCAGGUGCUAAUGGGAGUCGAGAGGAGCAAGAUGUAGUUGGAGAGGAGGAGAUCCUCACUGAUCAAUCUCAGCACCAAAAAGAGGAAGCUAUACUGCAAGUGACAAAUUUCUCUGCACCACAAGGACCAGGUGAUAUAAUCAUGAUACAGUCUGAAUAUACAGGUGCAGUAGACAUCCUGUCUGCAGAGCUAGAAACUACAGAUCUUCUAAGCGAACAGAAGAAAGUUCGGCCACCUCCAUUGAUUCCCCCCACUACCUGGACAAAUUCUAAGAUAAGGGAGUUUAAAACAAAGAUGGCAAAGGAGAAGAAUGCCCGAAUGCUAGUGAAACGGGGUGAGGUAUUAACAGUCCGGGUGCCCACUCAUCCUGAUGGGAAGCGCGUCUGCUGGGAAUUUGCUACAGAAGAUUAUGACAUUGGGUUUGGAGUCUAUUUUGAUUGGACUCCUAUUACUAGUACUGCCAUUACUGUUCAGGUCAGUGAAUCAAGUGAUGAAGAAGAUGAAGAAGAAGAAUUUGAAGGUCCUAUUCCUGUUGGUGAUGUGGAAAAAGGAGCCAAAAGCUAUUUGCGAAACCGUUAUGGGGAGAUCAUGCCAGUCUACCGAAGGGACAGCCACCAAGAAGUGCAAAUAGGCAGCCAUGAUUAUCCAGGGGAGGGCAUCUAUUUGCUCAAAUUUGACAAUUCUUACUCUCUCCUACGCAACAAGAUUCUUUUUUUUCAUGUUUAUUAUACCACCUAAAAAAAUAAAUAGUUUUGUUGCCAAGACUAAUAUGUAUAUCUUGUGAUGGCCAAAUUUUGUUUAUAUAGCCUUCCUAUUCCAAAAUGGAGGAAACGGUCAUUAGCAGUUCCACUUUGUUGUAUGCAGACACAAAGCUGAAAAAAAAAUAGUAACAGCAAGCAAGUCACGGGACAUAAGAUGUCUGUUUUUCUUUUGAUUGCACUUACAUGAACUGAAGCUAAAACACGCCUUUUCUUUGGAAGUAUAUAUAUUAUCUCCUUCUACUCUUCUGGCUACAAAUAGUGACUGGAAUCAGCUGCCAAAACAGCCUGUAGAACUCUGCCCAGAACUACAUUGUUACUGUGAUAUUGUACACUGCCAUUUGCUUUGUAGUAGAGAUCUUGUAGAAUGGUACGCGCGUUGCCUACUCAGGCCACUGACAGGUUGACUUCUCUCAUCUGCCUCCCAUAAAUGUUCAUCUGCUCAGUUGUUUGUAUAUAUUUUAAAGCUUGGCUGGAUGGCAUCCAAACUGCAUCAUUCUCUUUCAGUAAGAGAACAACAUAUGGUAACUUUAAAAGAAAAAAGCAUACCCUCCCAUUUCUGCUUUUGAUGAAUUAUUCGGGAAGCAGACAUCAACAAAGGCUUCUCCAGUUCCAGAAUUCAUAGUUUUGGGGGCACCAUAUGCUGUUCUAUUGGCAACAUUUGGCAACAUUUAAGUAUAGUAAAAAUUGGUGAAAUUCCAAGUGUUGUUCGAUACCAAUGACAAAAAGCAAUCCUGAACUAUAUUACAAUAGGCAGGCACAAAUUAGUCCUUUGGUCUGUUACAACUAUUGACUUUAAGCAAUGAUUUUGUAAUUUAUAUGGAAGAGUGAUUCACAAAAGCCUCCCCAUCCAUAUAAAAUAAUAUCGAGUCUUUAAACAAUCAGAAAGUAUUUGCUUUCUUUUACACCAGGGGUGUCAAACUUGCAGUGUCACAGUGGUGUCAUGUGACGUACUGGGACUAAACCGGAUGGGGCCGUGGCCAGCACGUGACACAUCUGGCCUGUGGGCCGUGAGUUUUACAGCCCUGUUUUACACCUUUGUUGUUUAUUCAGACUUCAAAAUCACUGCCAAUAUUUAAUGUAGCAUAAUAUAGCAGAGCUACCUAUUGCAGUUACCAGUUGGCAAUCAUUAUCUUUCAUAGCUCAGGUUUUAUAGAAUGUAUAUGUACAGCUCAUGUUGUCUCUAUAGCAGAAGACAUAAAUAUACUUAAGAUUUCAGGGGGAGAUUUGAGCAGGCCUUUUUAAAGCUGUUAUUUCUUGUGAUGUUUGUCCAGUAUGCUUAACUCUGCAUGAUUACACCAAAUAUUUAUUGUAAGUAGUAGAUCUUGGGCAAUGUUCCUAAGAGGUGUUUUUGUUGAAGCUUGGCGGUUUACUAUUUCUGCCAUAUUUUUAGUGAGAAACAUACAUAGAGGAAAUGAAAUUGACUCCUGUCUCAGGCUUUUUUUAAACAAUUGGGAAAUAAACUCAAUGUUUUCAGAUUUGAAAUGAGAAAUGGAUAAAUACGUACUACUAACUUUAAAGAGGAAAUCCAAUAUGGCUACUCCUUCCCAUUUUUAAAUUAUUUUAAGAUGAGAUUGGAGAAACAAUUACAGCAUUUAAAGUACAAUAACUGCAAGGAACAACAUUUGGUGGAAGAAGAAAAACUGUAGUACAAAUGGAUUUUCUGAUUCAGAGUUGCUGAUUUUUGAAAACAGUCUUGAAGGACCCCCAUAGAAGGAGCCACUGAAUUGUUUGUUGUAAAACUUAUGAACAACAUUUAAUGUUCUCUUCCUUCCCCCAUUUGUAAAUUCAUGUUACUGUUGAAAUCAUUUUCAAUUAAAGCUUAUCUCUAGAUGUCCCACACUGUACAGAAAAUGAAGCUCACUGGUCCUCGUUUUCAACCCAAAGAAUUUGCUUUGUUUAGAGUUCAGAAAAUGAAACAGAUUUAUUUGCUUUGGCUAAUGUUUUCUUGAAGAAAUACAAAAAAAGAAAAGAUAUAUAUUUUAAAUGGGCAAAUUUGUGUUGACUUUAAUUACAGAGCUCUAUUUUUAACUCUUGAGUAACAUAAAAAGCUUCCGCAGGAAAGCAACUGCAUUUGUUCUUAAGUCCCACAGUAUCUUCUAAAGGGUUAGUGGAUUGCUGUUGAAAUUACAGUAUCAUUUCUACCUACAGAGGAAUGAAUUUUUAGAAAAGAGAACAAGACUGAAAUGUGGAGCAAGAUAAAACUGUAGUAGAUAUCAGCUGAGCAAAAGCCUUCGUGCCUUCCAUUCCAUUCUCUGUUUAAUGUCAGUGGCUUUCAGAUAUGUUCCUACUGAACUAAACAGUUUAAAAUUGACUGCCCUUCAUAUGUAUACUUUGCUCAUUUGACUAAGGAAAUUAAUUUGUGAAGUUUUGAUGAUUCAGGUAUAGUGUGUAAUAUUCCUUCUCCAUGUAUGAGUUGUAUAUACACACAUAUGCACAUGAGCUUUACAGUAUCUGUACCUCUUAUCCAAAGACUAACUAAACUCAGGCCAAGUCAAAGUAUUUCUGUGGUUUGUUUCUCUUUCUACUGUGAAAAAUUAUAAAGCUGUAUGUGCUUCUUAGAUUGCUAAAAUUCUAAAAUUCUAUUACCACGUGCUAAUGAAAUAUGUGAAAAAUGCUUAGAGUGAACAGUUAUCGUUGCCUGAAAUUGAUUCUAGAAAAUUUUCAACAUUCAACAUGCAUUGCUGUAGAUGAAAAUAGAAAUAUAAUUUCACUAGAGAUAAAUUAGCUAUUAUUUUAGAUUGAGAAGUUCAAGUUUAAUAGAAAUGUUAUAAUAAAAUAAUUGUAUGAUUGUCCCAUAAUGUAUGGAAAUAACAGACUGGCCAUGUUCGUAUGGUAGCAUAAAGAAGUAGCACAAAUAAAUAAUGUAUAUGCAGUAUAUGGCAACUUAAAAUGGAAAACAGGAUCUAAUUAGUCCCAAUACAUAAAUUAAGCAUUUUAAACUCAUUUUACUUCUACUUAAGCCACACUUUAAUCAUAUUAAUGUACUCGGCCCAUGUAUUUGAUUUAAUUAGGUAUAAUUUGGUAUAUUUCCUCUUUAACUAUUGACAAGCAAGCUAAACUGAGACAUUGGAACUAAUCUUGAAUGGGAUUGGAGAUAAAAUAUUAUUGAUACUGCUUUGUUUGUCUCCUUUUAACUAAGAGAGAAUUGCCAAAAUCCUGGUUCAUGAAUAAUUCUGAUAUGGAAUGAUUGCUACAGUCCCAAGUGUACUAAAAUCCAAUUAAAAUUUGGGCCUGUUUCUAAGUAGACAAUACAGCAUUAUCCUGUAAGUCUUCUUGCACUAUGAGGACUUGUAUUUUCAAGACAUAUUCCUUUUAUUGUCCUCGUAAAUCCAGUACAAUUCCAUAGAGCAUGAAAGCCAUCUUGAGGCAAUUUGGGAACAGUUCAAAGCAGAGAGUUCACUGAUAACUUCAUGGUAAAUCUUACUUUAAAUAAGCAUUUUGUUUUAUCCCUUAAUCUUCAUAACAAGACCAAAAUUCAUGCAAUCUGAAUCUUACGUUGAUUACUGAGAAAUCAGGGAGACAAUUUUAUAACCGCUGUUGAUUUGCUUAUCAUAGUUAGAAUAGAAUAGAAUAGAAUUUUAUUGGCCAAGUGUGAUUGGACACACAAGGAAUUUGUCUUGGUGCAUAUGCUCUCAGUGUACAUAAAAGAAAAGAUACGUUCAUCAAGGUACAACAUUCAUCAAGGUACAAUGUUCAUCAAGGUACAACAUUAGUACAAAAGUUAGGUAACUUUUCUAGUAAUAAUUGUACUGCAUGUGGGGUAUUUUCUUAUAGAACACACGAAGGCUGAGUAAGCAAAAUCAAGACUAAAUUUUUCUAAUUGUGGUGGACCAAAAGCAUUUACAGUAUAGUCAAUAGUAUUAAAACAGUGAAUUUGCUUAUAUUGAUUUAAAAGAGUCCAUGAGAUUUAUUUGAAUGUAGAAUAUAGCCUUUUAAAAUGGUUUAGUCUCAAAAUAAUAAUAAGUCUAGAAAUGCAUAGAUGCAAUCCUAAGUAAAUUAAUUUGGGAGCAGGUCUCUCAGAGUCUAUAAGAUUUAUUUUUAAGUAAUUAUGGUUAAAAGUGAGCUCUGUAAAGGUGUCAGACUGGUAUGUCAGAAAGUACAUUGUGAUUUAAUACCAAUAUAUUAGCAAGGCCUUCUGCUAGUCCAUGAGUAUUUCUGAUAGUUUGGCAUCAAAGGAAAAUAUUUUAAUAUUAAGACUUCAAUAACAUUUUGAUUAAUUCAAUUUAUAAAGGUAUAACAUUACUUUCCAGCACUUGCUUUCUGCUGGUCUUAAUGGAACUAAACUUAUACUUAGCAAAUCUAAGUUUUAUCAAAUAUACAAUAUUGUCCCUGAGAACAAGAAUAAAGGAUUAUUCUGUGCAUUUUUAUCAGUAACAUGAAAUCUUUGAAAUAAAACAGACUGGUUUGUAGUUUAAAAUGAUUGGUCUAUAAUGAAAAUAUACCCUUCAGAUGAAAUUCAAUUCUAUUUUGUACCAUAUAAAAUUUUUAUUCUGUAGUGAACUUCUUUAUACAAUUUUCUUAACUAUUUGGUUUACAUUCUCUUACUCUCCCAAACAUUUUUUUCUUAAAUGGAGAAGGCAUUUUACAAAUUAUGGCACUGGGUUGAUUAUUCUAGUACAGGUUAAAUAAAGUCUGUCUAGUUGUAUUGCUGUUUCUUUCAGAAUUUGAUUGAUAUUUGUUAUAUUGUUUAGAACCAUGGUUUUGUGACUGUAUUUGACUUUUAAAAAGUUAUUUCAUUAAAGAUUUUCAUCAUU
Molecule: messenger RNA, 6082 nt
Organism: Ahaetulla prasina
Lineage: Eukaryota; Metazoa; Chordata; Lepidosauria; Squamata; Colubridae
Gene: TMED8
Product: transmembrane p24 trafficking protein family member 8
Exons: 6
Coding region: 295-1305 (336 amino acids)
Source: RefSeq, a predicted model, not a curated record